GGCAGGGAUCGUUGUACACUUGCAUGCAUAUCCCGUAGUAGGUGGCAUGCUUUGUACUUUGAGGCCCGUUUGCUUUCAAUUUUUCAAAUAUUUAACUGUGAGCAAGCAACAAUGAAACAAAGUGGGUUGUCAUCAUGCUUUGUUUUCCUGGUGGCACUCUGGAGAUUAAGUGGCUGCGUUAGAGAACCGCUGUUUCAGCAGAACUGCAGCUGUGGCCUGGAAAAUUCCGUGGAGUCGAGAAUACUGGGCGGAGAAGAGGCCAGGCCCCCUCAUCGGUUUCCUUGGAUGGUGGCCCUGGUGGACGAAGAGGAGAAACUGGUGGGUGGAGGAUCGCUAAUCGGCAAUCGGCACAUUCUCACGGCCGCGCACUGCUGCUCAGAGCGCCGGGAGCAGAAGCUCCGAGUUGUGCUGGGCGGCCACCGGAUAUCGUCGACGCCGCUGCCGGUGGCGGUCGUCGCGUGCGUGACUCACCCGGGCUACCGGGGCGUCGCGUACGUGCACGACAUUGCCCUGCUCGUGCUGGCCGAGCCCGUGGUCUUCCACGACUUCGUCUCGCCCCUGUGCGUCGAGACGGUGGACACGCCGCUCAAGGACCGCGAGCUGUUCACCGUCAUCGGGUGGGGACGCGUUGCCGAGGUGAGCCAGACGAGCGACGUGCUGAAACUGGCCAAGAUCCCUAUCAUGAGCCUGGCGUUGUGCAAGGAGCGGCUGGGUGAAGACAUCCUCGACACCAACCUCUGUGCGGGCGGAAACAAGGAGGACACCUGCCAAGGCGACAGCGGCGGUCCACUCAUGCUCAGGAGAGCCGACGGUCGCUGGCUGCAGGUGGGCGUGGUCUCCUGGGGCAUCGGUUGCGGUCGGCCGGGAUACCCGGGCAUCUACACGCGCGUGUCCAGGUACACGCAGUUCAUCCGGAACGUGACCAAGGGAAGGCUGUGCAGCCAGGCCGACGACACUCGCUCCCUGGAGCUGGACAACGCCAUCAGACCGCUCAGGAAGCCGAACCUCAACUCUUGUGGGGUGGCUGGUCGCUACGGACACGGCCGCAUCGUCGGCGGUUCUCAGGUCUUUGCCCACAAGUUUCCAUGGCUGGCUGCUAUCAUGUUUCAAGGCAACCUGUCCGGGUCCGGGGCCUACAUCGGCAACGGCUACGUGCUGACGGCAGCAGGGGUGAUCGGAAAUGAGGCGCUGUUGCACCCUGAGCGCCUGCAGGUCCUUCUGGGCGUGCACGACCUGAGCCGGCCGCAGCAGCACAGCGUGGCGCACAACGUGAGUCGCGUGUUUGUGCACCCGGGCUACAGGCACCCGUACUACGACGCCGCGCUCCUGCGGCUCAGGGGCGUGGCGCCCGCCGACGGGGGUGCCGACCACGUGCGGCCCAUCUGCCUGCCCCAGACCGCGGACCGGUACAUGCCCGGCACCAAGACGCUCGUUGCCGGCUGGGGACGCGUGCACACCUACGGGCCAAUCAGCUCGACUCCCAACGAAGUGUACGUGAACGUGGUGCGAAGCGAGGAGUGCAGCCGCCGCUACAACGGUAGCUCGGUGCAGGGGCUCAUCUGCGCCGGCGCCAAGGGAAGGGACAUCUGCGAUGGCGACGCCGGCGGCCCCCUGAUGCAGUUCUACGCGGGCCGCUACUACGCGGCGGCCAUCGCCGGCUCCGGCCUCGCGGGAGGCUGCGCUCAGGAGGGCGUGCCGGCAGUGUUCACCCGCGUCGGCACGCUGCUCAAGUGGAUACAGAAGGUCACUGACCUCAGGACGCUCUAGUAUACCGAGAGACUGGAUCCGCCUGACGCUUUAUCGUCUUGCGCCUGUCUCCCUCUACAGAUCACUUCACUAGCCGUGGCACUUGAAUGGACGCUGAAUUGAAAUGCUAGAUCAGUUUACAGUGAUAAAGUAUCGUUUCAAAAAUGUAUUUUCGUUAGUUUGAUGACAAGAGGUUGACUACCAGAAAAAAGAAUAUGAAGGUGAAAUGUUCGCUUCUUUUUUUUUUUUCGAUUUCGCGCCAAAACUUCAGCGCCUGUACGUUAGUGUGAUGUCAUGGAUUAUUUUCGAAGUACUUUCCCAUACUUGGGCCACUGUGGUGCAUAAAAAUUCUCGAAGCCCUUUAGAUUCGCCCUUUGACUCCUUUAGAAUCGAAUGUAGUCCAUAUUUACUGGUUAAAAAAGAAGUAACUAAGCCCGAGCGAACACCGUUGAAAUUCAUGACGUCACGGCGAGUUGAUGUGGGACUUUCAAGGUGUCGUCGCAGCUCAUCUUUCAUUUUUGUGUAUUUUCUGGCUUAGCAAGCUUCCUCUAAGGUAAGCGUUACUUUCUGGUAUUGUAGAAGCGUAAUUUGCAAAACCUACUAAUAUUUUGCUUUUAAUCUCCCUUGUGAAAGGUGUUUGUAGAGAAAUUUUAAGUCCGUUGCGCCUUCGAAAUUCCGUAUGUGUUGGUUUCAAUGCAAUCGAAAUCUCCCUCUACUGGACAGGACCAAAUAAAGAAGAUGAA
Dermacentor andersoni is the source of this 2489-nucleotide messenger RNA. Its product is annotated as transmembrane protease serine 9-like. Lineage: Eukaryota; Metazoa; Arthropoda; Arachnida; Ixodida; Ixodidae. Gene Ontology annotation, molecular function: serine-type endopeptidase activity. Gene Ontology annotation, biological process: proteolysis. The record is from RefSeq and is a predicted model, not a curated record.